Messenger RNA from Heterostelium album PN500, 801 nucleotides. RefSeq lists its product as uncharacterized. The coding region runs from base 1 to 801 and encodes 266 amino acids. The transcript is spliced from 3 exons. NCBI's taxonomy places the organism in Eukaryota, Evosea, Eumycetozoa, Acytosteliales, Acytosteliaceae. The record is from RefSeq and is a predicted model, not a curated record. Gene Ontology annotation, cellular component: membrane.
AUGGAAUCAAACUCAACAGCACAUGUUUUAAUUAAUUAUUAUGGAUAUAAUCCAAGUAUAGCUUUGGCUGCAAUUGCCAUUGCUAUUUAUUUUGUAUUAUCAGUUUUAAUUAUAGUACAAUGUUUAUAUUAUAAACAAUUUUAUUUUAUGGAAAUUGUAAUGGCAGGAAUAUUGGAAUGUGCAGGAUAUGGAGUUAGAAUAGCAUCAGCUAAACAAACAGAUAACCUAUCACUUUUCAUGGCAGCAAGAAUAAUUAUUUUGAUUCCUAUUACUUUAUUACAUCUUGGUUGGUUCUCUAUUUUAACAAAAGUGAUGGAAAGAAUUAAAAUGAAUUUUAGAAUAAGAACAAUGCAUAUUCGACUUGCUCUGAUUGUAACUUCCGUUUUACAGGUAGUUGGCUCAAUCCGACUGGGAAAUGAUCCAACCUCACACUCUGCCAAAAAUCUAAUUGUUAUUGGUUUAGCAUUAUCAUUGGUUGUUUAUGUAAUAUCUUUGCUUUAUAGUAUGUUUGUCUAUAAAAACUAUAUGGGAUACAGAACCAACUGCACAAACGACGAUUUGUCAUGGAGAUAUAUUUUCAUUGGAUUGUUCGUAUCAGUUAUACUCCUUACUAUUAGAAGUGUAUAUCGUAUCGUCGCAUUCGAGAGAUCAGUUACAAAUGAAGCUGUUUUCUAUUGUUUGGAAACAUUGUUGGCAUUGUUAAUUCUAUUGACCUGGGCAAUUUUCCAUCCAGGUAGAUAUAACCCAAUCACUUACGAACAUGGAAAUACACCAAAAGAUAAUGAUGUUGAAAUGAAAUAA